AUGCCAAUCCCACACUACGGCGUGUGGAAGGGCAUUCCUGUUUCCUACCAAGUUGAUGGUCCAAAUGACCGUACUCCUCACAUCAACCUUUCCUUCAAGGAUGACAACCACGGAACGAUCAAACGGAAGGCAGCAAUCAAUGUCAAAUCCCAGGACCACCCGAACGAACUUGUCUACUGGUUCAACCAUAACUUCUCUCACUCGGUGACUCGAGACCUCGAACAUCUAGACUACGGCUUCCACCCGAUUGAUCCCCGUGAUCGUGACACACGCGACGUUGCCCUCGAUUACAUCCGCACUCGUAACCUGCUCCGAAUCCCCGAUGGGAGAAUCUUGCCAUUUCGCGAAAGCGGACCAGAUAAUGACAUCCUCGAUCAACUCCGACCCAUCCUCGACGACGCCAUCACACAGCGGGCAGACAUCUACCUCUAUGGUUCGUCCUUCGGCUCCGGCAUUCAUGACAUACAUAUGAAUCAAGGAAGUGUUGGUUUUCCCAACGGCAUUGGACAAGAUGGAGCUUUCUUUGUACGAUUUCCGGAUGGUCAUUGGGAAGCAGUGUUUCUGGCCUUUGCAUCACAGCGGAUUCCCACUGACAACCGGAAUGGGCAACCAGUGUCUGAUAGCACAUCACUAGAGAGAAUCAUUGGGAGACAAGGACGUCCACGGCUCUGA
Messenger RNA from Fonsecaea nubica, 672 nucleotides. RefSeq lists its product as hypothetical. The transcript has a single exon. The record is from RefSeq and is a predicted model, not a curated record. Lineage: Eukaryota; Fungi; Ascomycota; Eurotiomycetes; Chaetothyriales; Herpotrichiellaceae. The coding region runs from base 1 to 672 and encodes 223 amino acids.